Messenger RNA from Oikopleura dioica, 1905 nucleotides. The record is from the annotation of a GenBank genome assembly. NCBI's taxonomy places the organism in Eukaryota, Metazoa, Chordata, Appendicularia, Copelata, Oikopleuridae.
AUGAAGCAAACCGGAGGAAAUUACAUCCUCUCCCUUGUCAUGAAUCAACCAACUGCAAUGCCCAAAGAGGAGCUCGCCGCGAAGGGACUUGACCGUGGUAGAGCAUUCGGGGAAGGAUGCGGAGGAACUCAAGACAAAUUCCUCGGUAGCAAAAUUGGGAUCGACGCUAUGAUAGAGGCAGUGAAGCAAACCCUCGAAGAAUUGUCCGAGGGUCGAGACCUGCCUGCAGAACAAGGAGGACUUCUAAUGGGAACCGCGAUAGGCUUUAUGAAAAGCCACGGUCACUCACCUCUUCACGAGGAAGGCUAUCGAAAAAUAGUGCAAGUCGUGUUUCCUCGAUUGGCAAACGUACAAACACCGGCUUACUGGAGCCCUAAAACAAUAUUCGCACACCUGUACUUCAAUCUCAUGAUGAGACGACAGAAACUACCCAGACAGGGCGUAGGCGCGGAGCCACCGAAGAAAAUCGCCCGAAUGGAUCCGUCUGUAGCAAUUCCGGGACCAACAACUCAGACAACACAAAUUUUCCCCGGGCAACACACCACUCAAAUCCAGCCGACAACAAGGGAACAACCAAUCCAGAUGCCAACGGAGAAUCUCAUCGGAGACGGAAACGAGGAAUCCGUUCAUCUCGAGCUACUCAAAUCCUACAAGCACCUCCUUCCGAACCAAAUCUACAAUUAUGCCAAACUUGUCGUUAAACGAGUAAUGACAACUGACCCAAAGCUUUCCCCAAAAGGUAUCGUGACCAGCGCAGUUUAUUUGGCGUACAAAUUUUCGCCAGAGCCAAAAACAACAACAGCGAUCGGAGAAAUGCUGAAAUGCCCAAAUUGGAUGAUUUACAAAACCGCACCGUUAGUACGGACACGAUUCAACAAGGAGACCAAAAACGAGCUAGAGAUUGCAAGAAAAUACAUCGAUCAACAAGCUCAUCUCGCUGAUUCGGAUUGGAUCACUCGGGCAAGACAAAUAGCCGACCAUGCCUGGCACCCCAACAUCAAAGCGAGCCCGAAAAGAAUUGCUGCAUCAUCCGCGUACUUAGCAUACAAAUUUUCGCCAACACCAAUGUCGGCGAGGAAAAUGGCUAGCUUUCGCUGCUUAGGUUGUAACCUGAAUUGCGAGGAGAUUCGAAAACCCUGGAAUUGCCCGAAUUGCAACAGUAAGUUCAUCGAUCUAAUAGGAAAAUGGAAAAAAGAAGACGUGGUAGACAAGACCGGUUACAACAAUGGAGAGAUUCUCUUCAAAAUCGUUGCAAACCACGAGAGGGCAAUCAGCCAAAUCAAACACUUGAUGGAACUUAGUAACUGUCGAACCUCUGCACAUGGUGAAACAAAUGAAAACGCCCAAACACCGGGGCCUACUCCAUCAACGGAACCACCGAAAGACCCAACAGGCAGAAAGACGUCCGGGCUUUUAGAAGAAAAGAACAGUUUCAAAAAGGCACCGACUUCUGUUAACCUUGAAGGACGGAAUCAAUUGAAAAUGAGACCACAGCCAAGGGUUAAGCCGAAAGGAACCAUCCCAAUAACAAUUAAGGAUUGGCUGGAAAAGAAACAUAAAGUUAAGUACGAAUCGUUGCUCGAUGCGGUAAAUAUACUUGAAAAGAAGGAAGAAUAUGACAACAUCAACUCACAUUUCCGCCUCGAACCGGACGGAUCGCUCAUUGAAAUAAAAAUCAUCUUCAGGAAAGUCGAAGGCGAAGAAUUGGAGGAAAGGCUCAUGCUGACAAAGAAAAUCAAGAUAAGCGCAGUAGAAAAGUACGAAAGUGAUUGCGGGCUCUGCCAGGAAGACCUGCCUGAAGACAUAUCGGUCAUGACAUGCUGUUACGCCUACUACCAUAAUGCGUGCCUGCGAAAAUGGCUAGCAAACAGACCUUACUGCAAGUACUGCAACACCCCCCUAUAA